Molecule: messenger RNA, 4803 nt
Organism: Cryptomeria japonica (Japanese cedar)
Lineage: Eukaryota; Viridiplantae; Streptophyta; Pinopsida; Cupressales; Cupressaceae
Exons: 7
Coding region: 901-4566 (1221 amino acids)
Source: RefSeq, a predicted model, not a curated record
AUGUGUUGUUUGUCGAUUUCUUUGCGUGCUUUCGUUAAAACUAGUUCAUGCCUUUUUUGAAACCCUGAGAUGAGCUUAGCUUACUUAAAGCUAGUGUUUUCCUUUCGUGUUCUAGACUUUAAAGCUUUAAAAUUAAUGCUAGCUGGAAAGUAAUCUAAAUCUUUGCCGGAAACUAUGCGGAACACAAAGCUAGCCGUGAAAAUUUGUGGAAAAUCUAAUUAAUACAAAGCAAGCCGUAAAUUUUGUGGAAAAUCAAAGGAACUUUUGAGCUGGGUGAAAGGAAAUUGAAUGUGGAGCUCUGUCGGUCAUUAAAACAAUGCAGAGUGCAGCUUUUUGGCAUAGGGGAACGUAAAUAUAAUGAGCAGGCCAAAUGAGUGUUGAUAAAACUAAUCGAUCUUUACUAGUAAUGGGGUGAGCGAGGCUAAAAAUGUGUCUAAAUUUGUAAGAGAUGAAAUUUUCGUCAGAGCUUCGAGGAACGCUAAAAUCCGCUAUAGUUGAAGUUCACUAUUUUCACGUUGAAUGUAUUUUUCUUUUCCAGAAAAUUGACCAGAGUUGAGGAUCGGAUGAGGGGGAUAGCGUCUCCGUGGUUUCCUGAUUACAAUGGAGCCGAUCAACGAAGUGACUUUUGUAAGGUUUGGUAAAAGAAAAAGAUUCAGAGAUGUUUCAGCUGUAGCAGGUGGUAGAUACUUGGGAUCUGGAAGAAAUUUUUGCUUUGAGCAGUUUAGCGCCACAAUCAACUUUCCAAGCUCUGCAGAUUCCUGAUUUUUUAAGGAUAUCAAAAUUUUUUGGGGGGGUUGAAUUUCUUGGUUUGCUCAGAAAUACUUGUAUUGGUAAGAAUUGUAACUAUCUGAGCAUUGGAGGCACGACUUGUGGAUUGAUGCUAAUAUAUCUCCGGUAGCAAUGACAAAGAAUCAUCUCAAGAAGCGUUCCACUAAAGAGCAGCCGGGCUGCAUGGGAGGCAUAAUUAGUCUGUUUGAUUUUAAUCAUCAUCCAUCAGGAAGGAAGUUAAUUACAGAAAAGGCCCAUGCAGAUGGAUCUCGGUCUUCUAGAAUCAGUUUUGAUGUGGCAAAUGAGUAUCUGGAAACACCUAAAAGUAGAGAUGCCAGAAAUGAAUAUGCUCUUACUCAUGAUACCAGAAGGAACCCUUCUACACAGAAAAAGGCAAGUGGAAUACCCAUGAAGGCACUGAUAGCUGAAGAAAUGACAAAAGAGUUUGAAUCAAAACGGCGCACACCUGGUGUUGUUGCACGUUUAAUGGGCCUUGAAGCAAUGCCUGCAGAAACAUUGCUAGGAGAACAUUCCCAAGAAUUAGAUAAUGAUCCACAAAAAAUUAUAUCUGCGAAGCAACAACAGCAACCCAAGUCAAACUGUGAUGGUCGCAAAUCUCCACAGAAAUCAAGAGCUUCAGGUAGUAAGCCUAUACAAGAAAUUUCCUUGUCAGUUUCUCAACUGAAGACCUCUAAUUGUCCAGACCAAAGAGCACAUUCUUGUAUAGAUCAGUCUCAAGAAAAGCAAAGGGAAGAGCUCUGUCAAGAGUUUGAGACUUUAGAAGACUUAAAGUCUCGAGAUUGUUCAAAUGCUCAACAGCUUGAUGAGCAGAACAUACAGCCAGUUGAGAAACACAUGCUUGUUCAUGAAAAAUUAGAUGAGCCAGAUAUGGCUCUUGAGCACCAGAAGUUUGUGGAUGCUAAAAAUCUUGUUGCUGAUGAGAAACUACAGCAGUCGAAGGAAUUUCUAGAUGCACUGGAAGUGUUACAGUCAAACAGGGAUCUGUUCCUUAAAUUCCUUCAAGAGCCAAAUUCAUUUUUUACAAAGCAUCUUCAGGAGUUUCAGUCUACACCACAAACUCCUGAAACAAUGAAAACAAAAAUGAAAUCAGCCAAUGCAAGGAAAACAGCCGAGGAGUUGAAAACAGAGGAUAUUAGUCGUGGACAAUAUCCUACAGAAGAUAAAAAGCAUGAUAAACAAUUUCAGAAGCAAAAGGGGCCCAGGUCGCUGACAGGAAAAGAAGAAGAAUUGCAAGUAAAAAGCCCAUCUUCAGGCACAAAGGAUCGAUACAAGCAGUACUCUAUUGAAAGUGCUCCAGUUAAGGGUGAUGCUUGUGCUUUACCAACAAGGAUAGUCAUCUUAAAGCCUGGUCCAGGAAGUGCUUCAAAUGCUAGGUCCCCAUCAUCACCAAGCUGGUCACCACGAUCUGAAGCCUCUUUUAGAAGUUUAGGUAAAGGUGACAGAGCUAGCACUCGAGAUUUUCUUCAGGAAGUAAGGGAAAGGCUCAGGUUGGGACUUAGAGAGUAUAGGAAAGAUGACUCUAAGGUUCCUCAGGAUGGUGAUCAUGGCCAAAUUAAGGAUGGGCCCAAAGAUCCAAAAGAAAUAGCUAGAGAAAUUGCUAGGCAUGUAAGAGAAAGUGUAGCUAGAGAUUUAACACACAAACCUAUUGAAAUGGGGGAAGUUUCUACUUCUUUCAAUAAUUUUAUUAGCAAGAGAAAUUUAUUGAAUCAAUCUAGAAUUAGUUCUGGAGAGACAUGUGUUAGUAGUGACACUGAAGUUUCUACACCUGUUACCAAACAUUCAUUGGACCAUACCAAAAGGUCUGAUGUUCCCAUGUCACAGCCUGCAAACAAAUGGCAUUCAUUUGAAUCUACAGUCGAUAGAGAAGCAAAGAAGCGUCUGUCAGAAAGAUUGAAGAUGAGUCAUGUGGAUGAAGACAAACAACAAUCUAGAGGAGAUGUAAACACACUGGGUAAAAUACUUGCUCUACAAGAGGACAAGAAACCAAUAUGCAGGUCUAAGAGCCCCCAAAACAAGAAAAUCAGAAAUGUGGUUGAAGAAGGUGAACAGUUAUAUGGGCAAGUUAGACAUGAAGUUGGUGCCAAUUGCACAUAUCACAGGGAUGGAGAUGAGAACAGGGAUAUUAUAUCACCCAAAAGUCUUGGAAAAUCUCAUUCAGGACCUUUGUCAUCCACAUAUUUAGUAAAAGACAACGAUGAUGUGCAACACACAGUUUCUGAAAGUCUUGUGAGCUCUCGGUCAGGGCCUUUGUUAUCCACAGCUUUUGACAAAAAUAAUGAAGAAAUUCAAUGUAGAGUUUCUGAUGUUAUGAGAGACAAUGCCCACGAAAUGAUUAGUGAUAAUUCAAGCACAAACCUUUCUGCAGAGAGAUACAAGACCAAGGGUAACGGAUCUUUUUUUGAGGGAGAAGCUUCAAGUUUAACAGGAAGCUUUUUGAUGUUGGGAAGAAAAUCAAGCAGGAAAUUUGAUUCCUCAACCGAGCCAGAUACUAAUAUUCAUGGUCCUUUGGAGGAAGCAUGUGAUCCACCAAAAGAACUGCGGGUUGAAUCUGAAAAAGACAUAGGAAACCUAGAAGAUCUGCUUAUUCUGGAGAAUCAAGAAUGUCCAAAGCGAUCAAUAGAUAGUCCAGAUAUGGGAAAUAUAGAAUUCAAACUUUCAGCAGACCUUGGUAGUAGGCCGUCACCUGCAGACACUAAAGGUCUUGGAGGAACUAUUUCGGAGCCCCUGGAGUGGCGUCCUGAUUCUAUGCUGGCUGAUCCACUGCAGUCUGGUGAUCAGACUGACUAUGCAACAGAAGUAAUCCCUCCAGAACAACCACUGAGCUCUCCAACAUUUGACAGUCCUACAAAGCAGUUCCCUAUUCGGGAAUCCAGACCUCCAGCAAUUAAUGUUGAGAAGCCUGAACAACCCUCUCCAGUAUCAGUUCUUGAUUCACCUUUCCAAGAAGAAACACCCAGCCCGAAGGAUUUUAAGAAAGUAAAUUCGGAUCUUCAAGAAUUGCGCUUACGCAUUCGCCUGCUGAAGUUUGAUGGAUCUGAAAGACAAAAUCUUAAAGCUGAUAACCUUUUACAAGGGGAUAGGAUAAUGUCUGAUGGUCUUGAGACUCUUGACUGUAGAGAAGCUGACACAUUGAGUGAAAAAACUUGCAACUCUGCAUCCGAAUCUAUGACAUCUUCUGUAUCAAGAUUGCAAUUUUUGAUGACUGAAAAUGUUGAUUUAGAAUUUUCAAAACUAGAUGACAUUUCUUGUCCAAAAGAUAAGCUGUCAGAUUUAUGCUAUGUCCGAAAUGUUCUUGUUGCUUCUGGUUUCACUGGGGAUGGGAUCAUUCCAAAUUGGCAUGUUCCAAAUCACCCAUUGGAUCCUUCAUUGUUUGAGAAGAUCGAAAAUCUUCUUGGGCAUAAUAGCGAAGGGGACAAGACAAAGGUUCAGGGGAGCAAAUGGGAGCGACGCCUUCUUUUUGACAGCAUAAAUGAAGUAUUGGCAAAGAUAUUAGAUCCGUUUUCUAAUCAUAAUCCCUGGUUGAAAGAGACAAAAUUGAGCUCUCAUUGUAAACCUGCUGGAAAACGGCUUCUGAGAGACACAUGGGCAGCGAUCAGUUCUUUUUUAUACACACAGUCAGAAACUACAGAUACAUUAGAAAAGAUUAUAGCAAAGGACAUGGCUAAAGGGGGUCUGUGGAUGGAGUUGCGAAAUGAUGUUGAAGCUAUAGGGUGUCAAGUAGAGAAAGCCAUUUUUGGUGAUUUGAUUGAAGAGGUUAUAUUUGAUCUUGUCUUGUAGGGAUGCAUGUUUUCAAUUCUGACAAGUGAGUAUUUUAUUUGUUUGAGGUAUUUAACAUUUGGCGUGGAAGGUCUUAUUUACUUGCUGAGGCCUUCAGCCUUGGCUGACUGUAUUAGUAAAACUAUGUCAAAAAAGAGUUGGGAGUGUAAGAAGAAAAGGUGAGAUUUUUCUUGGGAUAAUGUCUAAGUCAGAUUAGGACAAACACAAACAUGUGAAUAGGAUGAGCAAAUAAUUCAA